UCCCUUAAUACUAGUAGAAGACAAUACAUCUCUAAGGCCAGUCCAAAUAGAACCCCUACAAUAUAACCUCCAAAUAGAAAAAUCUUAUACUCAGAUUCACCCAUCCGUGCAAAGAUAAAAUAUAAUUAAAUAGAGAAAAAAAACACCAAGAAUAGAACUUGAAAAUCAACUGGCUUAUUACUAUAUCCUCUCCUCUCUUCAUUUCCCAGCUUCAAACAGAACUCUCGCCUCUCUCUCUCUCUCUCUCUCUCUCUCUUUCUCUCGAAAUAGAGGUAAAGAAGACAACCCAAUAACCUCAUACACAUAGGCGACAUAUAGAGAGCAAGAGACAGAGAGAGAGUUGAAGAAGAUGAAGUUGUCUACAAAACCCAUAUCUAGUCCGGGUCGGACCGAGAAGUACCCACCGCCAUUGAUGAGAUUUUUGAGGAGCAAUGGUGGUAGCAGAAGUAGAGGCAAGUCACGUUCAAGCCCUAUGUUUGUUAAGAAGAAGAACGCAGCUAUUGAAACCCAAGAGCCUUCUUCCCCCAAAGUUACCUGCAUGGGACAGGUUAGAGUCAAGAGGUCCGAGCAAGACAAGACCCGACCCGGUAAAACCAAACCCCACUGUAAAUGGAUCCGAAACGCGUUCUUUUGCUGUCAUCGUUCAAACAGGAAGAAGCUCAGACCCAAGUAUUGUAUGCCCUCAUGGCGCAAGUGGGCAGUGUUAUUUAAGGUGGGUUCGCAGAGAAAAAGCAAAAUUAGAGAGGACCCUUCAAAGGCUGAAGCGAAAUUUGGCAACAGAAAUGAGGAAUUACAGCAAGAAAGGGAAGAGGAAGAGGAAACUAAGGCAUAUGUUUCCACAGUUUGUUCACCACCAAAGAACGCUUUAUUAUUGACGAGAAGCAGAUCUGCACCAUACAGGUCUUCUUCUUUAGCUAGUAGAUUUUGGGGUUCACCUUCGGAAAGUGAAACAAUCGAGCAAAAUCGAAGAGCAGAGCAAGAGAACACACAAGAAGACAGUCCCGCAUCAAAAACACAGUCUGUUGAUGGAGAAUCUGAUCAAGAAUCAAGAUUAGAUCCAGAAACUGAAGAAACAUCAAGUUUUUUCAAAGAAUUUGAAGGUCCAGUAACUUCAAUUAGAGAAAGGAUAAUGAACCCUACAAAAAUUGAAGAACAAAGAACGGAGGAAGAUGGCAAUGUACGUCCUUUGAUACUCACAAGGUGUAAAUCAGAACCAGCAAGAACAGGAGAGAAGCUUGAUCCAGAGUUGAGUUUCUGGAAGAAGAGAAGGUGAAGAGACCCACUUCAAUUUUUACUUCCAUAAGCUCAAUGGUGCUUAGGUUAAUUUGUGAUGGAAUCAUGUAUAGACAAUAUGACUGUCUUAUUACACUCGUUUUGCCCCUUUCUUCUUUGGUUUCAGUGAAAAUACAUCAAAGCUGUUUUGCUGGAGCAAUUAAGAUCUGAUGAGAGUUUUUAUUAUAAUAUAGGAAAAUUUUAGUCAUAAUUAAGCUUUUAUUAUAUGUGAUAGCUACAGUGUUUUCUACUAUUCAGAAGGACCACAUUCAUUGAGAAACCUAGCCCUCCAGCAUUUUCUAUUGGAUAAGAAACUGGGGGUGGAAAUUCUCUCUUAAACCAAACAGUUUGAUUCUAUGUCUCUUAAACCAAACAGUUUGAUUCUAUGUUAAUUAGGAAGAUAUGGGUGGGUUCAGACAAAUUUUCUUUUCUUUUAUUAUUAUUUAGAAAAGGGGUGAAGAUUAGGAAAGGAAAGGACUAUCAUGUAAUGUUAGCUCAGAUUCAUUGCUUGAUGAAUGAAAAAAGAACAAGAUCCAGUUAGGAAAUUGGACAAGCAAUAUCUUCCUUGUUGACAAAAAAUCAAGUGUGUCUACAAAGUGCAACUCUGGCCCAUCUUUUAAGCAUAAAAGUGCAACAAAUCUUUUCCAAUGGUGGCAUUGGCCAUACCCUCUUGCUUUCUGUGUGCAAGCCUCUCCAUAGUUGCCCAUCACCAACCUUGACCUUAAUGUAACCCUCAAGGCCCCAUGUAAACUAUUAACCUUUUUCAAGUUGUGCAAGUCUUUGAGGAAUUUGCAAAGAGCAAUAUGAAAAAUCAGGCAAGAGAUCUUGAAUUCUAAUCCAUGGACAACAAGAGAGAAACCCUUUAUCUCUUUUCCUAUUGUACAAACAUUUUGCAUUUCAGAUUCUGGAAAGAGUCAAAAUGUACAUGUCCUUUUCUUCUCUUGCAUGUCAAGGAAAUUAUUUGAUAAUUUUCUCAUUUUGAGCCAUGACCUCUAGUCAUGCAAUAAUCUUUUUCAUUAUAAUUUGAUGAAUGUCUAUAUAUACACAGAGAGAGAGAGACCACUGGGUUUGAAAAGUUAGGUCUGAAUAUUGAAGCCAUGUAUUAUAUGGCUCAGAUGGGUUUGGUGGAUCAGAUUAUGAGGCUCUAAAAGCAUGAAAGGAGCAGAGCUCAGUGCCUUUUGUUCACAGAAAAGGUAGCUUUUUUCUUUCCUGGGCUAUCACUGGAAUCCAAGGUUAUGUCACAGCACACAGUCACAGGUGACCUUUCAAGUCAGUGGGCCUCUCCUUGGUAUUCACACACCAGCCAAUUCCAACCAUAAAACUCCACCUCCAAUUUCACAUUUUCUUGAAUUCUUUUUUCCUCAACAACCAUUAGUGUCAUAAUCAUGCAUUAAGGAUCAAUAAUGAAAUCUGUUCAGUCCAAUA
Manihot esculenta (cassava) is the source of this 2697-nucleotide messenger RNA. RefSeq lists its product as uncharacterized. The record is from RefSeq and is a predicted model, not a curated record. The transcript is spliced from 2 exons. The coding region runs from base 350 to 1273 and encodes 307 amino acids. NCBI's taxonomy places the organism in Eukaryota, Viridiplantae, Streptophyta, Magnoliopsida, Malpighiales, Euphorbiaceae.